Molecule: messenger RNA, 2112 nt
Organism: Knipowitschia caucasica
Lineage: Eukaryota; Metazoa; Chordata; Actinopteri; Gobiiformes; Gobiidae
Source: the annotation of a GenBank genome assembly
AUGGAGCAAGGUUUGUCGGAGGAGAACAGAGUUCAGACACCGGCCUUCACAGACGCGGUGCGGCUGUACCGUCAGGCUAAAGGACAGUACGGCACGUGGGACCUCAUGUGCGGACCACCGGUUCAAAUUCUGUCCAACCUGGUGAUGGAGGUGCUUCACCCGGAGCUUAGGGACCUCAUCUCUCCUCGACUCAAAGGGAAACUCCACGACCGACAGAGGCACUGGAUUCUGAUCAGUGAUGCAGUGUACAGCCUUGUGCAAAGCCAGUGCCAGGCCCAGUACGAGGCCCUCCUGCAGAGCUGUGAGGCGGCCCACCCAGCCCUAGAGGCCUCGGUGAGGACCGACAUGGACCAGAUUAUCACCUCUAAAGAGUACGUCAGCAACAAGAUCAGAGGGGUGGUCCUGCCAAAAGCGGAGAAGCUCCUGAAGGUCAGUAUUGAGCCGUACAUCGCGUCCAUCCUGGAGGCGCUGAUGGAGCCCACGAGCCGCGGCUUCUCUGAGGUCAGAGAGCUGUUCUUCAGGGAGAUGGUCGAUAUGAGCGAGAACACUCUGAACAAUGGGACAAGGGACACGGUGGCCCAGCACAUGGAGAAGAUCUCGAUCUUGGCAUUCCACCCGGUGAAGAUGCAGAGCUGUUAUGAGAAAGUGGAAAAUCUGAGUCUGGACGGUCUGCAGCAGCGCUUUGACGUCUCCAGCCCUAGUGUGUUUGUGCAGAGGGCCCAGAUACUCAUGAGAGAGCAAAUGGACGACGCCGUGUACACGUUUGAGAAGAUCCUCCACCAAAGUCUGGAGUCCCAGGGCAGUGACGAGCUCUGCAAGACCAUCCAGCGGUGCCAGGACCGGGUCAUCAAGAAGUUUGACUAUGACAGCAGCACGGUGAGAAAGCGGUUCUUCCGGGAGGCCCUCCUGCAGAUCUUCAUCCCCUACAUGUUGAAGCAGCUCAGCCCGUCCUGUGCCUCUGAGCUGCCACAGUUCCAGGAGCUGAUCUUUGAGGACUUCUCUCGCUUUAUCCUGGUGGAAAACAUCUUUGAGGAAGUUGUGCUGCAUUCGGUGAUGAAAGACAUCAUGAUGGCCGUGAAGGAAGCAGCCAUCCAGCGACGACACAACUUGUACCGGGACAGCAUCGUUCUUAGCAACAGCGACCCAAGCCUGCACCUCCUGGGAGAGAACCCCUCCAUCGAUUGGGCCGAGGAGUAUGGAGCAGAGGCCAAAGAAGAAACCAAGUUUGACGCAACGAAUGGAGUGGACAAUGGGAAAACCCAUAGAACCCGCCGGAUGAAGCAAGUUGUGUCUAUGAUCCAAGUCGAAGGAAGCCCCAUCAUUCCAGAUUCGUGCUUGGAAGUGCCUGGUGUUGAGGACAUCCCAGAGGAGGAAGAGGGCGAGGUGGCAAAACAACAGGAUGAAAAAGUGGAAGAUGAAGCGGCGAAAGAGGAGCCUUCUGACGGACAAUUGGUAGAAAAUUCCGUCAAACCUAUAAAGCCGGAUGAUGGGAAAGCUGAGCCUUGUUCGGAAAAGGUAACGCAAGAUUCCCCAGUUGCAGGAGAGGAAACUGCAACAGAACCUACUCAAGAGCUCUCUUUGACGGCUGAAGUUCAGGCUACAGAACCUACUCCAGAGGUUCCAUUGACGGCUGAAAUUCAGGCAACAGUACCUACUCCAGAGGUUCCAUUGACGGCUGAAAUUCAGACUACAGAACUUUCUCGAGAGGUCCCGUUGAUUGCUCAAAAUGUAGAAGAACCUAAAUCUACUCAAGAAGUUUUUGCUGAAAAUCCAAUGAGUUCUGAACCAACGUUAGAACCCAAAAUGACCAAAAACUCACAAACCAAAGACGACGUUAAAGCAGUUGUUGCAAAUGGUGUGGAAAUUUCGCCUGCCAAAAGUGACCAAGGAGCUGCGUCGACAAACGUGGAAGAAUCUACAGAAGAGCCCUUGCCUCCACCUCCUCCGGAAGACGGGGCUCCCGACACUGCGACCCAAAACGGCGAUUCUGCAGAAAGAUCGGCAGAGUUCCCGCCUCCUCUGCACGAUGACAGCGGAUUUCAGAGCCCCACAAGCGAUGACGAAGUGGCAAAUUCGCAGAUGAAGACCGUGGUGGAGGCGAGCGACAAGUAA